This is a messenger RNA of Cyprinodon variegatus (sheepshead minnow), 675 nucleotides long. RefSeq names its product ATP synthase, H+ transporting, mitochondrial Fo complex subunit C3 (subunit 9) (gene atp5mc3a). The record is from RefSeq and is a predicted model, not a curated record. Gene Ontology annotation, biological process: proton transmembrane transport; proton motive force-driven ATP synthesis. The transcript has 5 exons. Bases 137 to 556 code for a protein of 139 amino acids. Lineage: Eukaryota; Metazoa; Chordata; Actinopteri; Cyprinodontiformes; Cyprinodontidae. Gene Ontology annotation, molecular function: proton transmembrane transporter activity.
ACUCACAUCCGGGUCUCCCCUACAUGAGCUCGCGCAUGCGCUCUCUCUCCUCCACUGUGGUUCGACCUCUGCAGUCGAGAGACCCGGGCUUCUAUCAGACUUGACCGAACCGGUUAAAACUACCUUAUAUUACAAGAUGUACGCCUGUGCAAAGUUUGUUUCCACGCCGGCCAUGGUCCGUGCUGGUUCCCGGGCUCUUUACAGACCCCUGUCUGCCUCUGUACUGUCCAGGCCUGAGGCCAAAACAGAGAGCACUGUUGCUGUGAUGCCACAGAGCCCCCUCACCCAGGUUUCCCUGAGAGGCUUUCAAACCAGCGCCGUAAGCAGGGAUAUUGACACUGCUGCCAAGUUUAUUGGUGCUGGAGCUGCCACAGUCGGAGUUGCUGGAUCCGGUGCUGGAAUUGGGACUGUGUUCGGUAGUCUGAUUAUUGGCUAUGCCAGGAACCCAUCUCUGAAGCAGCAGCUGUUCUCCUAUGCCAUCUUGGGAUUUGCCCUGUCUGAAGCUAUGGGUCUCUUCUGUUUGAUGGUCGCUUUCCUCAUCCUGUUUGCUAUGUAAAAUCAGCCCCUGCAACAAUCUCCUUCCACAGAUGUGACUACAUAUUUUAUUGUGGCUACCAAAAUUGUUCCGUGUUGGUGUCAUGGAAAUGUACAUGAUUGCAUUUGUAAACCCUAUGU